AACAAAUUCAGAGCUCACGAGUUGAAAUUUUCGACUCAGAAAGGGCUAUUCUAGAAAGACGCAGGUCAACAGUUUAUUCCUAUUUCUAUUAAAGAAUGGCCGAGUCAUCUUCGGAACACGCUAUGUUCAACGUGCUGAAAAGUGCAGUGGUCGAAGGGGGCACACCUAGAGCAGGCCGUCUAACGCUCCCGAAACGAAAACCAAUAGAUACGCCCAACUAUAUCGGUCUUUCAUCACGAGGAGCGAUCCCACAUAUGACACCAGAUGUCAUCUCCAAGCAUGUAGAGCUCGAUGGCUCAUAUAUGGCUUUAGAAGACUUUAUAGAAAAGUCUCAGAGGAGGGCCCAACCCGCCGUCUUUAACAUAGAUGUUGAUGGUAAAGAGGCUCUGCAUGCGUAUACCGCUACACCUACACCGCUGGCCAUAGUGCUUGGUGCCCGACGGCAUCCUGCAGUAAUUGCGCCUAUGGGGAACGGAAAAGACUAUGUCUCAGUUUACACAUCGACUGGCUUCCAGAAGUUGAAAAAUAGCGAACAUUACCAAGCUAUCGAGAAGCUGCAGCCAGACAUUGCAAUACCCCUUGCGGAUCUGACGUUUGGAAAUUCACAUAUUAGAACUAAGCUUCCAAAUCCGAAAAGGCAACUCCGAAUGGUGGAGAGAACAGAAGACUGGCUGUCCGAAUUCAUAAAACUAAGAAAUACUAAUGGUGAUAAUGAGACUACUAAACCCUCUUUAUUUGCGCCGCUGUUGCCGGUUGCCUAUCCGACGCAAUGGGAAUACUUAAACCGCCUAUCUCAGGACCAUAUCCAGCAUUUGUCUGGGCUUGCGGUGUACGAUGCGGAUAUCCUUCCGGACCUUAGCAAUCACGAGUCCCUUGGUUCGCUGCCUCGUAUUUCUAUGGACUUUAUAGCGUCGCCACAAGAGAUCCUCCGGCAAACUCGCUUAGGGAUUGAUAUAUUCACUGUAACAUUUCUUAACGCAGCCUCGGAUGCUGGAAUUGCCCUUACCUUCUCGUUCCCACCACCACCACCGGUAAAAACGGGUGCAUAUCCGCUGGGAAUAGACAUGUGGUCGCCAGAUCAUCAGGUAUCAUUGACGCCUCUCGCAAAUGGAUGCGAAUGCUACGCUUGCACCAGGCAUCAUCGCGCCUACCUCCAGCAUCUCCUAAACGCCAAGGAAAUGCUUGGAUGGACACUCCUCCAAAUCCACAAUUACCAUAUCUUGGGUGAGUUUUUCAAGGGUAUCCGAGCUGCGCUUAUCGCAGAACCCUUGACGUUCGAACGCGACUGUGAUAUCUUUUCCGAGGUUUAUGAACCCGUGCUUCCUAAAGGUACCGGUGAGAGGCCUCGAGCUCGAGGAUAUCAUUUUAAGACCGAAGGGGGACAGUCCAAGAUUAAUCAACCAGCUUGGGAGAAGUACGGCGAAGGUGGAACUGAAGACUCGACACUCGCCGGAGAGAUAGCAGGUCUGGCUGUAACAGGAGCCACCGCAGAGGGAGGAGAAACCCCACUCGUUCCCGAUGCUGAAACUGAUGCCGAUGAGUUGGAUAGGAAGGGGUUCGCUGAAAUUGACAAGUGAGCUCCUGUCUAUAGGUGAUGACUUCAACUUCUGCUACAAUUGAUGAUAGACUACGCGCUACGAUUAUGAUGCACCGUCAUUCGAUGAUAAGUAUAGCUACUCAAGUUGUGGGAUUCGGUUGCCGAGGUCGUUAUUCGGUGACCUCCGCCUCCUUGCCACACAAUUACUGGGGUUUGUUCCCGAGAACCUGGAACCGAGAUUCACAUCUGCAUGUAAUGAAUUGACAUCCUUAUUGGCCUAUUAUGUAGUAUCUAUAAAGGUAUUAAUAACCGCAGAUCAAACAAUUUAGGUUAAGCACUUUGGAAGAGGCAUACUAUAUGGCAGAGAAGUUAUCAUCCCUAGCGAUGCGCUUACAGGCGCCAAUCGUCUCCCGAGUAGUAAACUGCGUCUAAAAUAAAGGCAAUUGAGCAUUGCCCAGUAAUUUUUUGUAUGUAUGGCAUUGAUUAACUAUAUCUACAUAAUACAAUUAGUAAUACAAUCAGCCUAUCUCACGAUCAGAACAGCCUAUGUAAGUGCCAAU
Molecule: messenger RNA, 2097 nt
Organism: Daldinia decipiens
Lineage: Eukaryota; Fungi; Ascomycota; Sordariomycetes; Xylariales; Hypoxylaceae
Product: tRNA-guanine transglycosylase
Exons: 2
Coding region: 96-1577 (493 amino acids)
Molecular function (GO): tRNA-guanosine(34) queuine transglycosylase activity
Source: RefSeq, a predicted model, not a curated record